AUGUGGCUCUCCGCGUGGUGGGCGUCGUGGGCGCUGGUGGCGUCGUCGCUGAUGCACUUUCUCACCCAUGGACCGCACUCCUUCCAGCUUCCGACGCAUGUGCGUCCGGCGCACUACGAGCUGACCAUCCUCUCGGACCUAGCGUCACUACAGUUCCAGGGCGCGAUGCAGGCCCAGCUGCAGGUCCAGGAGGCGACGCACACGAUCGAGUUCCAGGCGGGCGCGAACUUGGCCCUGAGUGAUGUGCGGGUGCGCGUCGAUGGCCACAGUAUGCUCGUCGCACCCGAUAUCGACCGCGAGCGCGAGCGCGUGCAGGUGCGUCUCGCCUCGCCGCUAGUGCCCGGCGCCGAUGUGCAGGUGCUGGUGGGCUUCCGCGCGCCGAUCGACCGGAGCAUGCGCGGCUACUACUCGUCGACGUGGGCGCACGACGGAAAGAACGGCACGUACGCCGUGACGCAGUUCUCGCCCGCGUCUGGGCGCCGUGCGUUUCCUGGCUGGGACGAGCCGGCGUUCAAGGCGACGUACACGUUCCGCAUGAUCCAUACGGCAACGACGCAGGCGCUGGGCAACAUGCCCGUGGCCCGGUCGACGAGCGUCGAUGCGGCCGCCAUGGCCUGCGCCCUGCACGCCGAUGACCUGGGCAUGCCGCUGCUCGGCACCGCACACGAGCGCUGGGUCCUCACCGAGUUCGAGGAGACGCCGCGCAUGUCGAGCUACCUGGUAGGCUGGGCGAACGGCGUGUUUGAGCACCGAAGCGGCUCGUACACGUCGCCUCUCACCGGCCGCACAGUGCCGCUGCGGAUCUACGCGACGCCCGAGUACAUCGGCCAGACGGAGCAUGGCCUGCGCGUCAUGGAGCGCGAGCUGCCCAUCUACGAGAGUCUAUUCGGCAUUGCGUACCCCCUGCCGAAGCUCGACGGGCUCGUCGUCGCGGACUUUGACGUGCAUGCGAUGGAGAACUGGGGCCUCAUCACGAGCCGCACGUCGGUGUUCGCGUACGACAAGGCGUCCGACCUGGCCGGGCUCAAGAGCGCGACGGGCACGAUAGGGCAUGAGCUGGGGCAUAUGUGGUUCGGCAAUAUGGUCACGAUGGCGUGGUGGGACAACCUGUGGCUCAAAGAGGCCUUUGCCACGCUCAUGGGCGAGGUCCUAGUCUUGCGCCGCGCCGUGCCCGAGUGGGACACGCAGAGCGACUUUGUCGCGGCGCAUGUACACCGCGCCAUGGCGCUAGACGCGAAGCGCUCGUCGCACCCCAUCGAAAUGCCACUCAACACGGAGCAUGUCGAAAAGACACUCACGCAGACAUUUGACGCGAUUCCCUACUCGAAGGGCGCGAGCGUGUUGCGCAUGCUCGCGGCGACGAUCGGCGAGCGCGUGUUUCUCGAGGGCGUCAGCGCGUAUUUGAGGGCCCACUUGUACGGCAACACUGUCACAGCCGACCUGUGGAACAGCCUCUCCGAGGCCUCUGGGCUGGACGUGCGCGCGCUCAUGUCGACGUGGACGCUGCAGCAGGGCUUCCCCGUCGUGCAGGCCCAGCAGCGCGGCUCGUUCAUUGAGCUGCGUCAGAUGCGGUUCCUAGAGACAGGUCCGCCGAUGCCGCCGGACGAUGAGACGCUGUGGCAGAUCCCGCUGGCCAUCAAGACCUGGUACGAUGAUGCAGAAGUGCAUGGCGUCAUGCUCCCUGCCCGCCGCACAUACAAGGUUCCGCUGCCACGCGGCUCGCGAUGGAAGCUCAACGCGGAUACGUCCGGGUUCUACCGCGUGCAGUACCCCCCGGACCAUCUGCGCAUGCUAGUGCAGGAGGCCAAUAUGAGUGUGGCCGACCGCAUGGGCCUGCUCAGCGACGUCGUCGCCCUAGGGGCGGCCGGCUACAUGUCCAUGACAGAGAGCCUCGAUGGCAUGGCGCUCUUUGAGCGCGAGAGCAGCGCGCCUGUCCUCCACGUCCUCGCGCAGAGCAUGGCGACGCUCGCGAGUGUGUGGUGGGAGCAGCCGGAGCAUGUGCAGGCGUCCCUCCACGCGUGGCGUGCCGACGUGUUUGGCCCCUGGGCACGCAGGUGCAUGCUCGCGCGCGACGGCGACUCUGCCGAGGAGCGGCAGCUGCGGGCGGUCGUGGUCGAUGCCGCCGGUGCGGCGGGCGAUGCGUGGACGUUGCGUGCGAUCCGCGCCCAGUUCGAGCAGCUCCAAGCGACCGACGACGACGCACACAUCCCGGCCGACCUACUGCGCCCCGUGCUGCGCGAGUCGGUGCGCCAUGGCGAUGCACAAGCGUUCGAUACCGUGUGGCGCAUCUACGAGCGCCCUCGGUCGCCGGCUCACAAGGUCGCCGCGAUGCACGCGCUGAGUGCGACGCGCGACGACCGCCGCAUCGAUACGCUGCUCGCCUUUGUGCUGGGCCCAGAGAUCAAGACGCAGGACGUGCCGAUUUUCUUUGCGGCGCUCGCGUCGAAUCCGGCCGCACGACGCCGCCUGUGGGAGAAAACCAUGGCCCACUUCGAUGCGCUCGCUGUGCGCUUCGAGCGCAACUUUUCCUUCAAGAAUGUGAUUCGCUCUGCGAUCGACAGCCUCACGCGACAUGAAGAUGCCGACGCCAUCGAAGCCUUCUUCCGCACACGCGACACAUCCACCUAUGACAUGAGCCUCGCGCAGGCGCUCGAGUCGGUGCGCGCCCAAGCACAAUGGCUCGAGCGCGGUGCGUCGGCCGUAGAAGCUUGGUGCGCCGCGCGCCGCCGCUGA
This is a messenger RNA of Malassezia sympodialis ATCC 42132, 2733 nucleotides long. RefSeq names its product M1 family metallopeptidase. Gene Ontology annotation, molecular function: peptide binding; metalloaminopeptidase activity; zinc ion binding. Lineage: Eukaryota; Fungi; Basidiomycota; Malasseziomycetes; Malasseziales; Malasseziaceae. Gene Ontology annotation, cellular component: membrane; cytoplasm. Gene Ontology annotation, biological process: peptide catabolic process; proteolysis. The record is from RefSeq and is a predicted model, not a curated record.